UAAGCACACCACUGGCAUGAUGCUGAGGACCAUGAGGCAGGGAUCCAGCAGCAUGCCUGCAGGCCUGCAGUGCAGCAACGGCACCACGCCAACCUGCGCCGGGCUCCCCAUCGCAGCCUCAUCCAAAACGCUUAAUCAAAAGGGACACUCUCCCCACUUGGUCCUGUAUGAAAAGGAAGCUUCUGGCCCACGCUGAGCACCUUGGCCCGGUGACAGAGAAUAACCCAGAUUGCUCUACAAUCUACAGCACUGCGAGGACGUUGGAGAGGAGGCCUGUGAUACAAUCUGCAUUUUCUGGCAGGUUUCCCUUCCAAGGAACCUGUUCAACAAGGUGUCUGAGGCAUAAAAACCUGCAGUCUACAAGAAUGAUUCACCAUAUCAGGAAGGAAAAAAAAAACACUGUGGAAGUUCUCCGGAUGUCUAGGCUGAUUCACCACUUGUGACCCCUGCGACUGCCUCGUUGAAAAUAGACAACAAAGUGUCUGAGAUGAAAACCGGUGGGCAGUCGUGGGCUACAUUGCUGCUCCGCUUUAAGUUGGUUGGACAGUGACUAGAACUAUCGCUUAGCUGGCACUUUCCAUUUGUCUGGAUUGUAGCCGCCUAAAAGGGACACACUGGCAAUGCCGUGCACCGACAUCUUUAAGCAUGAACCAACACAGGGAUUUAGGAAUGUGGAGACCAGCAGCUACGUCACCCUCAAAUGGCCCGGGGUACCGUCGAGAGAAAACUUUUUUAACGGCUUUAAAUUCACAACAGGCAUCACCAGGGACGCUCCUGCCUGUCUCCAUGGUAACGGGGCAAACGCAAAGCCCCGGCGUUGUCGCGUUUCGCUGCUGAUACUCGAGGGGGGCGGAACCGAGGAGGAACAACGGGGGGGCUUCGGGUUCUUCCUCUUCUUCUGUAAAGGCAAAAAUCGGUCGAAGAUGCCAUUUCACGAAGGAGUCUACUACCCCUACACCAGUGACACCCAAGGGACCCACUCAUCAGCGGGGAUCCCAUCCCUCCUGAAUUCCCCGCUCAGCCAGCAGUCUGUCAACGGCCACUGUGCACCAGCACCAGGCAUGACUCCAUCCAGCGGAGCCUCCACCAUCCUUCCGUUUAAGUUCCGCCCUCGCAGGGAAAGCGUGGACUGGCGGAGGAUCAAUGCCGUGGAUGUGGACCUCGUGGUGAGCCAGCUGGACGUGGACGCUCUGCAAGACCACAUCAGCACUGUUACGUUCUGCAGUUUGGACGGCGAGCGGUGCCAGCGGUGCCAAAGCCCAGUGGACCCGGCUCUGGUCAAGCUCCUUCGGCUGGCCCAGCUUUCAGUGGAGUGGCUCCUCCACUGCCAGGAGUUUCUCACCCUCAGCCUGCGUGCUGCGGAGGAGAGACUGGCGGCCGCGGGAGGGGAGCGGGAGCAGCUGCUGGCUCAGCAGAAGAAGCAGGAGGAGAAGGUGAAGGCGCUCACCGCCGAGCUCAAGCAGAGGAAGAAGGUUAUUCGCACACAGCAGACUCUGCUCGCCCCAAGGAUCAGCAGCAGCCACAAGUGUCCAGAGUGUGAUAAAUCCUUCCUCAAUUCCUCCUUUCUCCAGAAUCACAUGCAACGCCGCCAUCCUGACGAGUAUGAGAACCAGUUGCGGUCUGACAGUGAGAAGAAAUCUCAGAUUGAAAUCCUCAAAUCUGAGAUCAGCAGUCUGAAGGAGCAGGUUGUUCAGCAGCAGCAAACCCUGCAGACCAAAACAGCUCAGGAGAAAGAGCAACAGUCGCUGCAGAAAGACCUGCUGAGAGAACUGGACCGAUUCAAGGCUGAGGAGAUGGCACGCAUGGACAGAAAGAUAGAAGACAGCAGGGACGGGAUGCGUAGAGAGAUGGAAUACCUUUACACCAGAAACAUUCAAGCUCUCAAUGAAGUCAACCAGAAUCACACGGCUAAGCAUGAAAAAGCAGCCAGCCCUGUUCAGCCAGAGAGAGAUGUGGACAACUACAAAGAUAUGCAAAUGCUAGCAAUCCAAAAGCUGGAACACCAAAUGAAGAAACAGGAUAAAAAGUGGGAAUACAGGCUGCAGGAAAUAAAGGUUCAACAUGAGUCUGAAAAGAAUCAGUUGUUGAACGAGCUGAGCAGAACGCAGUCGGAGCAGCAGGAGCGAAGCCAGAGGCUGCAGCAGGAGAUGGGCAGGAGGCUGCAGGAGAAGGAGCAGACUAUCAGGGCUCAGAGGGAGCAGAUAAGAAAUAUUUCUUCAAAUCCGCCCACCAAGGUAGUGGAAGUGCCAGUCAUUGUCACUGCACCAGCUCCUGAGCCUAAACCAAAGAGAGUCAUACUUGAGGAGCCAGUCACUGCUCUUAAGCUGGAUCCUAUACUGGAGCUGUCAGAAGAGGAGAAAGACUCAAGCAGCUUCUCUGAGAGGAGGCCCGUGGAGAGAAAGCCUGAUCCUGUGCCGGAGAAGAAACAGAGAGCGCCCUCCAGUGUUCUGAAGAGGAACAACAGCAUCAAGAAAGACAUGCGGCCAGACAUGGAGGAGGCUGUAAUCAAGAGGCUGGAGGGUCUUGGAGUCAAGCCUGAUCAGAGCGGUCUGAGGAACAAAGAGCUGAACUCCAUCCUGGCCAAGAUGAAUUCAACACGGGAGAACUUCGCAAAAGGGAAACCUGACUUCUGGCGCCAACGAGAAGAGAUAGAGAGCACCGUGGAGCAGAAACUGGGCGGUCAGAGGAGAGGCAGCGACCCCGCUCCUGAGACACAAGCCAGAUCCAAACAGUCAGUUCAGGUGUUUCAGAUCCGUCCUCGCUCCAGCAGUCUGCCCGCCAGAGCAACAAAGGUGCAAUCUGGACCUUCAUUCAAAGAGCCCAAGACCCCCCAGCCGGCACCAAGGACCAAGACCACCACUCAACCCCAGACAUCUACACCCAACACCAAGACUGCACCGAGGAACCCCACAUCCAAGACCCCUCCUUUCAGCUCUGAUGAAGAGUCUGAAGAAGAGGACACAGACUCAGAGGAGGAACAGCCGUACAAACUCCAGAGCAGAAAAUCACUACAGCCCAGACUUAACCAGGCCAACCCUGUCCAAAUCAAAACAGGAAAAGCAAAUCCACAGCCACUCGUGACUAAGACAGUCGUCUCAAAGAUAGAGAGUGACGUAGAGGACUUUGAUGAAGAUUGGUCAGAUGUGAGUGAGCUCCAGGAGAUCGACCCUGGACGACUUCAGAGUCACAAAGACCAGAAUGGGAACAUGGAUAAGAAAAGCUUUGGUCAAGAGAACAAAAUCGAUGACUUGGUGAGAAAAAUGGAGAAGCAGUUUGUAGACAGAGGUUUGAAGAAACCAGCAGGGGGCGUCAGCAUCAUACCAGGGAGGAGGGAUGAGGUUCAGGAGCUUACGUACACAGAUCUGGAGGAGAGCAGUGAGUGGUUGGUCUCCUCCUUAGAGGACAGAGUGGAAAGGUCCAAACCAGCUCAUGGCUCUGGACCAAUCAGGAAGAGCCUGGAGUCAUCCAUCACCAGCGUUUGGGGAACCUCUACAGGAAAGGCUACCAAAUCAGGUCUGACUGAAGCUGGAACAGCGAGCACCUUGAAGAGCAGCCUGUGCUCCCUCAGUGACAUCAGCGACUCAGAGGAGAUGAGCAAUAAACACAAUAAACGAUACGGCUGAUCAGGUGAUGCAGCCGAGCACAGACACCUCAGACCUCAGUCAACUUCUCUGAAAUUUACAGGGAACACCAGAUGGCCUGAGUAUACACAUGGAUGCUUCUACACAGACAAAGCAAUACUUUUAAAGGGAGACAGUUUUUUGCAUAUAGAACCGACCAUCUAAUAAAUGAGUUAGAGAUAAAUAACAUUACAGAUUUAUUUUAUAGUUUCAUUCUAUGCCUUGUGCCAAUUCUUUGCUUGCCUUAGACCUUUUUCAGUGUUUUGUUUAUACACGUUAAUCUUACCUGCACUCCAAAUGAGACUGUAUGUAGUUUGUGUGAAAUUUUGUACAUUUUUUUUUUGUACAAAUUUUUAUAACGUCUUCACGUUUAAAAUGAAGCAAUGAGAUGUGAUUUUGUAUAGAAAAUAUUUAUACCAGCAAUAAAAGAUUACUCUGUGAAA
Molecule: messenger RNA, 4063 nt
Organism: Labrus mixtus (cuckoo wrasse)
Lineage: Eukaryota; Metazoa; Chordata; Actinopteri; Labriformes; Labridae
Gene: dzip1
Product: DAZ interacting zinc finger protein 1
Exons: 23
Coding region: 621-3623 (1000 amino acids)
Biological process (GO): cilium assembly
Cellular component (GO): ciliary basal body; cytoplasm
Source: RefSeq, a predicted model, not a curated record